This is a messenger RNA of Durio zibethinus, 2561 nucleotides long. RefSeq names its product Transducin/WD40 repeat-like superfamily protein. Gene Ontology annotation, molecular function: protein binding. Lineage: Eukaryota; Viridiplantae; Streptophyta; Magnoliopsida; Malvales; Malvaceae. The record is from RefSeq and is a predicted model, not a curated record.
AUUGCCCUGAAAAACAACCGAAAAGCCACAGCCCAUCAGAUAACAAGGGAGAAAGAAACCGGAGGGCAAAGUCGAAGGAGGCGCAAAUGACGGAGUCAAGACGAUUGAGAGGUCACCAGGCCACCGCCACAUGCUGUAUCGCCUCACGGGACCGACCCGGCCUCGUCGCCACUUCUGCCGAAGAUGGGUGCAUUUGUUGGUUUGAUAUGCGUUGCAAAGAUGUACAACUUGUCAUGGAUGUUAGCAACGAACCAGUUUCAUCCGUAUGCUUCAACUCAGGAAAUGAAAAUAUAAUCUAUGUUUCAACUGGAAAUGUGGUCAAGUGCUUUGAUGUGAAUAUGUUAGCAGAGAACUCGUGGAAGCCUUUGGAGAUUUAUAGCUAUAAUAAAGAGGAGAUAAAUCAGGUUACUUGUAAUUCUAAAUCAUCUUUCCUGGCAGCUGCGGAUGAUGGUGCUGAGAUUAAGAUCAUUGAUAUUCGUCAGCAAUGUGUUUUCAAGACAUUGAGAGCUGGCCAUACAAGUAUCUGCAGCAGUGUCCAAUUCAUUCCUUGGAGACCUUGGGAAGUCAUUACUGGUGGUCUUGAUUCAAAACUUAUCACUUGGGACUUCUCAAAAGGACGCCCUUCCAAAAUUGUGGAUUUCGGCCUGCCUGACAUGAGUAGUGGUAGUAAUGCUGGACAAUGUUUAAAUCCAGCUUUUGUGCACUCAAUAAAAGUUCCUGAUGUUGAUAUGUUGGACAAAGUAGGCAAGAUAUGUGUUGUGGCCAAGGGUGAUGGCGUUAUUGAUGUGAUCGAUAUGGAAUCAGAACUUGCAGCCAUCAAGACUAAAAGUUCCACAAAAUCCCGAAAAGGAACUCAUUCAGUGUCAAAAGCCAGUCUUCUAGUUGAUGGUGGGGUGAAUGAUGAAAAAGAAAGAAAAUGGUUGCAUUUGAAUUACUCUUUAGGUGGUCAUACCGCUGCUGUAUCUUGUGUAGCAUUUUCUUUGUUUGGAGAGAAGGGGAAGUUCCUAGUUUCAGGUGGAAAUGACAAGUUAGUCAAGGUCUGGGAUUGCUCCAGGUGUCUUGAUUCAGGGCAGACUGGAGGUAACAAUGAGCUUCUACAUUUGAACAUCAAUUUAAGCAAAAAGGUUAAUUGGCUCUGUACAACUCCAGCUGAAUCAGAUAACCUUGUUGUCUGUGACACAACUAAAGUAGUCAAGGUCUACUCUGUUUCCUAGAUCAAAGCUGCAGAAUCGUUGAUGUUAUCAGUUGACAUUGUGGAGAGCGUUGCCUGCUUUUGGUGCAUGAGAUUGUCUUCUAUUAUUUCUGGAGUAUUUUGUCGUUGAUCCAUGAUCAGCUUGGCAUAGAUAUCACCUAUCAACCAGGAAAGAUAGCCUUGCUGCGCAUCAUCAAUCCACACCUCAAUUAAGGGGAUAGUAUCCUCAACACUAUCGACUGAUCAGAGAUAUAAAUUAUCUAAGCUGGAAAAUAGUUGGUUCUAGUGAGUAUAUCUUUUUUGAAGAAAAUAGAAUGAGACGAAUAAUCUCAUUACUGUUACCUUGGAGGUGUAAACUUGAUCCUGCAAAAUUUUGAGUAAUUCAUUCUUUGUACCCUUUAUCCCGUGUGAAUAAGUAGUAGUCUUAAAUUUUCUUCCCUAAAGCUGAAUUUUAUCAGUGGAAUCUGCUCUGCUGCGUACUAAAUUUCCCCAAAUUUUGUAGUGGAACAUUCAUGGAGGAUCAUUUCCUAAGUAGGUUGUUUUGGAUUAGGGAAAAUGUUGAAGUCCAAAUUCCCUCACUCCAUGAAAGUCAUCUAGAGUCAAACAUAACUAAUCGGUUUGGGUUUCGUUUAAUGCAGGGGGCAUGGCUCCUGUUCUCACUUCUCAGUGUGGCAUUUUCCAGGUUACUGUCACAUUUGUAAGCUGUUAUUUCCGAAGCUAGAAAGUCCCAUGAUUAGCAAACAUUGAUAUCUCCCAAUUUUGUUAUCUUAAAUCCUGAGAUAACCUGAAGCACUCUUUUUCACUAUUAUUGGCAGUGAAUUUAAAAUUUAGAAGUCUUAAGUUGGUGACUAGAAUUGAAGGCACUUGGCAUCUAGAAGCUUAGUGCACUUUUUACCUAUCCGCGAGGACAAAAUUACCAAAUAAUCGGUGGAAUGAAACAAAAAUAAGUACUGUACAUGAUAAACAAAGGUUAAGGAGCCUCACAGAUAUAAUCAUUUUUUUCAUUUUGAUAGUCUUAAAGAAUGUUAACACGAGUCCCGCCAGAUAGAAAACUCUUCAACGUGGGUGGGAUCAUGAAUGCAAUCAAUGUCAAAACCAAAGGGUGGGUUCACCCUUGGUCCCAGCCUUGAAGUAGGGACUAUCUGGUCUCGCUUAAUUCUGUACAUGUUAAUUUGGUGUCAUUCCACACCCAUUUCUGACUCAUUUUCUUUGUCAUUUUUUUUUUAUAUCAUCUUUAAGUGAUUGCAUGAAUCAAUUAGAUUAAAUUUCAUAUUAUUUGUUUUCUAAAUUUGCUAGCUAACUAGUGAUACUUUUUCUUAUAUGAUCUAGUUUUAAAAUCUCCAAAUCCAGGAGAAACAAUCAACAGUGA